Dinoponera quadriceps is the source of this 3829-nucleotide messenger RNA. RefSeq names its product peptidyl-prolyl cis-trans isomerase CWC27 homolog. The transcript has 7 exons. NCBI's taxonomy places the organism in Eukaryota, Metazoa, Arthropoda, Insecta, Hymenoptera, Formicidae. The record is from RefSeq and is a predicted model, not a curated record. Gene Ontology annotation, biological process: protein folding; protein peptidyl-prolyl isomerization. Bases 233 to 1780 code for a protein of 515 amino acids. Gene Ontology annotation, molecular function: peptidyl-prolyl cis-trans isomerase activity. Gene Ontology annotation, cellular component: catalytic step 2 spliceosome.
UGCUAUAUCUUCCAGUAAUAUGACUCAAAAAUAUACGUAUAUACGUAUUUUUAAUUUCCAGUAUAUUACCACUAUAUAAGUCAAUAAUUUUUUCUUUCUACUUAUUAACGAAAAAUUAAGGAUUUUAUAAAUAAAUACUGAAUUAUAUUAAAUAAUUGAUCUUCUAACGGAAAAAAAAACAAUUUAACUUUAUUAGCUAUUCAUCGCUUGUUAUUAGUGUUAGGUUAUAAACAUGAGCAAUAUUUACAUACAAGAACCACCCACGACGGGAAAGGUGGUAAUGAAGACAACAUUCGGUGACAUAGAUUUGGAAUUAUGGACAAAAGAAGCGCCCAAGGCUUGCAAAAAUUUUAUACAGCUUUGUAUGGAAGGUUACUACAAUGGCACGAUAUUUCACAGAGUUGUAAAAGGUUUUAUAGCGCAAGGUGGAGACCCGACAGGAACAGGAGAAGGUGGUGAGAGUAUAUAUGGAUAUCCUUUUAAGGAUGAAUUUCACACAAGAUUACGUUUUUGCCGGAGGGGCUUGCUUGCCAUGGCCAAUGCUGGAAAAGAUGAUAAUGGUUCUCAAUUUUUCUUCACCCUUGGCUCAACACCGGACUUACAAAAUAAUCAUACCAUUUUUGGCAAAGUUACCGGCGAAACAAUUUACAAUAUGCUCAAAUUGGAAGAUGCUCUUGUAGAUGAAAACGACAGGCCUCAAUAUCCACAGAAGAUCUUAAAAACGGAGGUGUUAAGUAAUCCUUUCCAGGACAUCGUUCCAAGGGUCGGACUUGAGAAGAAAACGGACAGUAAGGACAGCAAGAAAGUCAAGAAGGCUGGUGUAAAAAAUUUCAAGCUACUGUCAUUCGGGGAGGAAGCUGAAGAAGAUGAGGAGGAAUCGUCAGUUUUAAACAAACAAUACAGUGGCAAGGGAAAGUCGGCGCACGAUUGUUUGUCCGAUCCGAAGUUGAGUGCGCAGCCUGUAGUUGAGCCGGCGGGACCACCGAGUAAGAGAUUCAAAGAAGAUCGGAGCAGCGACUGGGAGAGCGACGGCGAAACGCGCACCCCGGAAGAAUUGGCCGCUUUGGCAAAGGAAAAAGAGGCUAUGAAAGAAAGGAUCAAGAGUAAAUUAAGGGACUCGAAGAAGACUUUGCAAUCAAAGCCGAAAGUCAAGGACGAGGUCGAGAAGGAGGAAACGAAUAAUGAGGAUAAGGAGGUGGAGGAGGAAUAUUAUUUCGGGAAGGAUCGGUACGAGGAGCGGAAGAAAAAGGCCGAGGCAAUUAGGAAGGAGAUACGCGAGCUGAAGCGCGACGUGCAAAACGAGAAGCGAGCGAAGAAGGCGGAGCGCGAGCAAGCCGACAAGGAGGAGAAUGACAAGGAGCACGACGAGAAGGAGAAGUCCGAAGUGAUGAAGGAGUACACAGAGACCCAAAUGAGAUACAAGAAAGCGAAGGCGCAGUUGCCGAAGAAGGGUAAGGUGCGCGAGAACUUCACGAUGGAGCUGCUGAACAAAUUCAGGGAUAAGCUGCAGAACGCCAAAGAACAUACGAAGAACAGCAGCACCGAGCAUCUCGACAAGACGACGUUGCCGAGCAACGAGGACGACGAUCCGACUGACGAGUCCUGGAUGACGCACACCUUGCACUGCGAGGAGAAGGCGCCGGUGCUUGCGAAGGACGCCAGCACGAAGGACGACGAUUGGUUCGAGAUCUACGAUCCCCGGAACCCGUUGAACAAGCGGCGUAGGGGCGAGAAGUCCAAGGACGACAGAAGUGGCAAGAAUCAGUCUCGUCACAAGUGAUCUGUAAUUACUGUAUUGAUAAUUGAACGACUGCUCUGCACGAUAAUUGAGCGGUUUACGCGCGAAGAAUGGAUCGCAGCAGCUUUUCUCUCUCUCUCUCUCUCUCUCGAUGCGUCUCUUGGUGCGAAAUCUCGCUCGAGAAGUGGAACGACCGUCGAGUCGCUCGAAUUCACGCGACUUUUCGCCCCGGCACUGUGAAUUUUCCACUCUCGAAUCGUCGAGUGAAGAUUUCCACUCGAAAUCGAAGAGUGAGUCCGGUGUACUUCACCAUCGCCAGAGGGACACAUUCGCUACGAUUGGUUAGAACAUUCGAACAUAUGAAGUCCACUCUGAGCUCGAGUGAACUUCAUUCUUGCGAUUUCAAGCAGCGACGGCGAAAGUAUAACGGUGAUAAUGUGCCGGCGCUCGUGUUUGUGUGAAAUUCGCUCUCCGAGCGAUUCAGAAAGUAAAAAUCACACGUCUCCGCGGGAUCGAAGAUACACCCUCAUCUCUCUCGAUCAGAGAUUCGUAGCGCGACUCGGUGUAGCCUUAUCUCAUUGCGAAGAUACCGUGCGGAUACGGCGGGAUAUGUCGCUGUUUCGUACGUUAAGUUAGUUAAGUGCUCGAGUAAUUGUCUGAAACACACACAUACACACACACACACUCGUUUCCGACUAUUUUUCUCGGCGGCGCGAUUCACGCUCGCCGGCUCGUUGUCACUAUUGACAAGCCGACUGCCGACCGUAACAGACUGCGAGGGACGGCGGGGGAAGGAGGGAAGGAGAGGCGGAAGCCGGUGAUUAAGAUCCCGGAAUUUAUUUUGAAAAGCAUAUAUCGCUCCUCGGCAGUCGCAUGGCGUCGUUUCGCGAGCGGUGAUCGUGCGAUAUCGCCGGACGGACGGACAGACGGAGCGGCGUCUCGUUCGUUGUCUAUGCAAAUACGCGCGGCCGAUCGUCGGCUUCUUACUCCGUACGACAUUAAAACGCGAUAAGGCGUCGAUACGUGGCAUGCAUGCUCGUCCGCGGAUUCAGUCGAUCUCUCGAUCGCGAGCGAUGCGUGUCGCGCGUAUUUAGUGUAACUUAACGAUGCAACCGAACGCGGGUGCAACGUCUUGAUUGGCGACGGAGACACGCUUUCGUGUCGAACGAGCGAGUCCUCUCCGAAGGGUGCCUUCGGAAGGUUCCCUCGUUUCUGCGAAGUGUGAGAGAACGGCACUCGCUGAGGAAAGAGUAACUUCAUCGAAGCUACGUGAAGUUAAAUCUGAUACUUUUGAACGAGGUUGAAAUCGAAGCUAACCGGUGAUUAGUAUUUUUUUAUUGAAGUUGAGACCGAUCGAUUGUGCGUAGCGCGUGGAGCUUCGCUGUAGAGUCCGAGAUGCGAGCGACGAACGAUGUUGAGCGAGAAAAUGCGAGCGAUUAAAAUUGUAAUUUAACAUUGUGCGGUGUAAUUAACGAGAGCAUCCUGUGGGAAGUGUAGAUCAGAGGGAUACGGGGGUGGCUUGAGCGAAUUGCUAAGAGCGAAGUUUCGCGUUCGCGCCGGUCGAGAGGUGAACGAGACCGCUUGGUUUCCUGGGCGAGUUUUCUCAGCGUCCGCGCUGAGAUCCCCGUGGGAAGAUGCCAACGACGCCUCUGAAGAUAGGUAUGCUCGGUGAGAGAAUCUCCGACGGUGACCCGCUUAUCGCUUCGAGCCAGCAGAAACGCGCCGGUUUCAUUAUCGGCUGAAUGAUAGCGCGCAUCGCGCGAAAGCGAACAUCGUUGAUCGCCACCGCGCAAAUGCAAACAUCAGGCGUUUCAUUAAUUACCUUUCGCAAAUGCGUGCGAUGAUAUGUGACGAUUCGUUGACACCGUCGCGCAAAAAUUGCCGUGACAACGGUAUCGGAGGAAGAGAACUUCGCGAAUCGCGUCUCGUUCGUUAAAAUUUUUGGUUGAAAAAUGUGUGGCCUUUGGUUUAGAAAGUUCACCGAAGAUAAUAUAUAUAGAGUAUAAAAAUACAACCGAGAGAAAGAGUCAUGCGAGAAUAUUAUGAUUUGUAAAAAUGAAUGAGAAAUAUAUGGGAUGCGUGGGAAAAGUU